Molecule: messenger RNA, 2246 nt
Organism: Camellia sinensis
Lineage: Eukaryota; Viridiplantae; Streptophyta; Magnoliopsida; Ericales; Theaceae
Source: RefSeq, a predicted model, not a curated record
ACGAGUCACACUCGCAUGUGAAUAAGAUUUUAUUGGGUUAUUUUAUUUGUAUUUUGCUUUUGCUGUCUAGUCCUCUGGUCAGGUCAACCAUUCACCACACAAUUUCAAUCAAAUCACCGACACAACAUAGCAGCCCCGAUCAUCAUCAUCGUCAUCAUCGGAGAUUGCAGAGAGAGAGAGAGAGAGAGAGAGAGUACCGUUGUGGAUUUGAAAAUGCUGAACAUAGUAAUAUUAGUAGUAGUGGUAAUGGGUUUUGAAGUAAAGAAGACGAUUCAGCUGAAGUCAAAUCACCCACUACAUGAUGUGGUUGAGAGAAUCAAUGAGAAAGGAGGUCCAUAUAUUGGGGUUGUAAUGGCUUAUCCUACUGAAGAGCUUGCACUCCUCUCCUCUGGUUUCUUUCUUCCCAGCUCUGACCUCCCUUCCCUUCACUUAUCCGGAAGGACAUUCAACAUUGGCAAGAUUAAGGGUGUGGAUGUGAUUUAUGUAAUGACUGGGGAGCAAACGUUAAAUGCAGGUAUUACUGUGCAAAUCCUUCUUGAUGUCUUCGAUAUUAAGGGCAUUGUUCACUAUGGUAUUGCUGGAAGUGCUAAUGACUCAAUGUCCCUUGGCGAUGUUAGCAUCCCUAAAUAUGUUGCAUUCACCGGUUCUUGGAAUUGGAAGGAGUUUCACUCAGAGAAAGGAGAUUUGCCAGAACUGAAGUUUGGGGCGUACAAUUUCCCAGAGAAGGGUGACAAUUUGUUAGCAAAAAUAGAGUUCACAUCACAACAGUUAUACUCCAAUGGACGACCUAUGGAAGAGGUCUUUUGGCUUCCAAUUGAUCCAAAAUGGUUCAGUCUCGCUUCUCAGCUCCAAGAUAUGAAGUUAGUACAAUGCGUCAACGAGACAUAUUGCUUGCCUGGAACACCACAAGUUGUUUAUGGAUUGAGAGCUUCUACUGCUGAUAUAUUUUUGGACAAUGUCGCGUACAGAAAAUUUCUUUUCAGCGAAUUUAACAUCUCAACCGUGGAUGAAGAGAGUUCUGCAGUCUUAAUGACAGCUUUGACAAGUGGAGUGCCUUGCAUUGUGUUUCGUGGGGUGUCGGACAUGGCAGGUGCAAUAGAUAAGUUGACAUUGAGUAGCUUGUAUACUUUGGCAGCAGCGAAUGCUGUUAGUGUUGCAAUUGAGUUCAUUGGAUUAAUUGGCUCAACUUAUCAAACUCUAGAAGACCACUGAAAUUGCAGUGAACAAUGUGGUCCAGAGGUUGGACAUUUCAAUCUCUACUAUUGCCAAGUCAUGAGUUCGGGCCAUGACAUCUCCUCCCCCUUUUUUUUUUUUUUUUUUUUUUUUUUGAUUUGCGAUUUAUUUAUAUUUAUAUUUAUUGUUGUAAUCAAAAAGUAAAACACUUUGCACUACAUCAAGAAAAGGCUAUGAGAUAAAAAUGCAUCAUAGUGAACUACCACAUCCUAAAAAGAAGAAAAAAACCAUUGAAAUGAUGAAUCAUGAGUCCCAUUUCUGAGAAUAUAUAUAGUAUUUUGUUCUUCUCUGUAUAAUCUGUGAAAUCUUGGUUGAGAAAUGUCAUUAAUGGUGAAAGAUUGUGAAAUGAGACAUAUUUGGGAAAAGAAAACAUGUCCUUAGACAACUUGCUAAAAAUUCUUAUAAGAAAAGUUUUGCAAGGUAUUGGUGAUUGAAGUAUCGAUCUUGAUUUGUUGUAGUGCACCAAGUUAUUUUAAGCCUUUCAUUUGAUAUUUGUUCGCGCCAUAUUCAAACCAUCUAGUGUGAAGACGACACGUGAGAAGAAAAGGGUAUUCAAAUACCGAAGAGCCCUACUUUCGAAGGUGUCCACGUGAGCUUCGAAUGCAAUUCUUCAAUUGGAAAGCAUUAUAAGUAACUUGUAAGAGGCAUGUGAAGAGGAAGUUAAUAAAGAGCAGUUGCUACACGUACGAAGAAAAUAUUAUGGCCCUAAGAAAUAGGGAGAAGGAAGGAGAUCAUGGUGAAAGAGAUCAGCCUAACUGCUUCGAAGGUGCCAAGAGAAGACUAUAGAUGGAAGCAAAGACUGAAGAAGGCGUCGACCAAAACCCAGACUCUACAUCUUUGUCCAUUCCAUUUUAAAUUCCCGCGUUUUACUUUUAUACACUGCACUUACAUUUCAUAGGAGUAGAUCAGACUUGUAAUUCCAGAACUCGGUCGGUUUAAAAGCUUCGAACUUGCCUUUACUAAAAGUAACAUUUUGUAAUUGUUUAUUCAGUUAAUCAAUUACAAUUUCUGCC